UCAUAUUUUCUCCUUUCCACAGCUGAAGGAUCCCAGGCCCAGCGAACACAUUCACAUCAGAUCAGCAGUGAGGCAGCUGGUGCAGGAAGGGCGGAGACCAGCUGCAAUCGGGAGAGACCCAUUGCUGAGCGAAGCGAAAGUGAAAGUGACUUUCCUCUUUCUCCUAGGUGCCCAUGGCCGCAAGAGGGAGGAUACAGGAGCUGCAGGAGGCUGUUACCUGCUCCGUUUGCCUGGCUUAUUUUAACGACUCGGUGAUUCACAUCAAGUGCGGGCACCACUUCUGCCGAGCCUGCAUCGCUCAGCACUGCCAGGAGUCCAGAACCUCCCCCCGGUGUCCCUGCCCUGAGUGCAGGGACCCCUUCCGGGCAGGGGAGUUCCAGCCCAACCGGGGGCUCAGGAACGUGCUGGAAAUAGCCAAAAAAUUCCCAGCGCCAAGCGGGGGGAGAGCGUGUGAAAAACACGAGGAGCUUUUGAAACUCUUCUGCGAAGUGGAUCAAACCCCGAUCUGCCUGGUGUGCAGAGAGUCCCGCAGCCACAAGGACCACCCCGUGCUUCCUAUCAAGGAGGCGGCCCAGGAUUACCAGGAACAAAUUCAGAGACAUUUGGAGAGUUGGAAAAAAGAGAGAGACGAGAUUCUGUCAUAUAAAUCGAGUGGGGAAAAUACAAGCCAGGAACUACUGAAACAGCUAAAAACUGGGAGGCAAAAGAUUGUGGCUGAAUUUCAGCAACUGCGCCAGUUUCUGGAGGAACAAGAGCGACUCCUGCUGGCCCAGCUGGAAGAGCUGAAUAAGGAAAUUGAAAAGAGGAGGGAUGAAUAUGUUUCUAAACUAUCUGAGGAACUAUCCUCUUUCAGUUCCCUGAUAAGUGAGAUGGAGCAGAAGUGCCAGCUGCCGGCGAGUGAAUUCCUGCAGGACAUCAAAGGCACCUUGAGCAGAUGCGAGAGGGAGAAGUUUCAGAACCCAGGGGCCUUUUCUUCUGAACUGAAAUGGAGAAUCUGGAAAUCUUCUCAAAGAAAUGCACCUCUGGAGACCAGAAUGAAGGAAUUCACAGACUCACUGUCGUCUAGGUGCCGGUUGGACAAAGCGAACGUGACUCUGGAUCCAGACACGGCCCAUCCCGAGCUCAUCCUGUCUGCGGAUCGGAGAAGUGUGAGAGAGGGAAACACACGGCAGAACCUGCCCAACAACCCUGAAAGAUUUGACAGUUGGACCUGUGUGCUGGGCUGUGAGGGAUUCACCUCGGGCCGACACUACUGGGAGGUGGAGGUGGGCGUUGGGGGAUUCUGGUCUGUGGGGGUGGCCAGGGAGUCUGUGAGCAGGAAGGGAUGGAUGAGCCUUACCCCUGAGCAGGAGAUCUGGACUGUGUGGUGCAGUAAGGAUCAGUGCUGGGCUUCCACGUCCCCUCUGCAGCGCAUCCCCUUCCCCCCGAGCUCAGCACCCCGCAGGAUCCGGGUGUAUCUGGACUAUGAACGGGGGCAGGUGUCGUUUUUCGAUGCUGGUACCUGGGACCCGAUCGUCACUUUCCCGCCGGCCUCUUUCACCGGGGAGAGAAUCCGUCCAUUCUUCUGGGCUGUUGAUUGUACUGUGCAGCUCCUCUAGCCACCACCCCCUGAUCUCUAUGGCCUGGAGGACUCAGCUGCGCCCGCCCCCACCCCCCACAGGGCUGAAGGGGGGUGACGCUCUACCCGGAGCUCUGUGGCUGUGGAGGUCUGUGUGAGGCGCUCUAGGAUCGGUCUCUGUGAUCCUGGGAGGCCAACUCUAUGUGGGGGGGGGGGUCCCACCAAGGAAGGAGGGAGCCCCCUGUGGGAGGGACCCUGCCAAGGGCCAGGAAGAGACCC
Messenger RNA from Mauremys reevesii (Reeves's turtle), 1837 nucleotides. RefSeq names its product E3 ubiquitin-protein ligase TRIM7-like. The record is from RefSeq and is a predicted model, not a curated record. NCBI's taxonomy places the organism in Eukaryota, Metazoa, Chordata, Testudines, Geoemydidae. The transcript is spliced from 7 exons. Bases 174 to 1598 code for a protein of 474 amino acids. Gene Ontology annotation, molecular function: zinc ion binding; protein binding.